CACCGACGCCGGGGCUCCAGCCGGUGGCGAGGGGCGACGCGUCCAAGGCGCACUUGGUCUCCGCCCUCGAGGACCUCUCCGAGACGCUCAAGAGCGGGCCGGCCGCGCAGGUGCGCGCAAAGGCGCACUUUCGGGCGGCGCAGGCGCACGCAGGCCUCGAGAAUUGGCGCGAGGCGUGGAGCGCGGCGAGCCUGGCGCGGGAGCUGCAGCCCGGCUCGGCCGAGGUGAAGGAGGUGCAGCUCAAGGUGCAACGCGAGAUGCGGCUGCUCCAGCGGUCCGAGCGAGAGAGCAAGCGGCAGGGAGCCUUCGGGACCGGCACCAACCGCAACCUGCUUGACCGCGACGAGAGGAAGGAGUUCCAGGCGCGGCUCGGCCUGGCGCAGAAGCUCCUCCCGGCGGCGGGCGGGGACGACGCGGCACGGCAGAGGCGGAACGAGGCGGAGGGGCUGGUCGAGAAGGCGGCGGCGUCGGGGUGGAGCCAGCUCUCGCCGGCGGAGCAAGCGGGCUUCGAGGAGUUGUGGCGCACCGCGCUCCCCUCCCUCCCGGCGCAGGAGGUGCGGCGCGGGCGAGAGGAGGGGGUGUUCCCGCCCCGAGACCAGGAACGCGUCUUUGGCGCAAACCUCCCCCUCGCGCUCACCGGCAGGCCUCUCGAAGGGCCGCUCGGUUGGCUCUCUCCGCCACAGCUCGAGCGCGCGCGCGGACUGGCGAGCGAGACGCUACCCGAGAUCUGCCCGAGAUGUACCCGAGGUUGCCGCGAGAUUCUCCGGGCGGACUGGCGAGCGAGACGCUACCCGAGAGAUGCCCGAGAGCACGCGGGGCCCCUCUCUGGCUCCUUCCUCUCUCUGGCUCCUUCCUCUCUCUGGCUCCUUCCUCUCUCUGGCUCCUUCCUCUCUCUUGCUCCUUCCUCUCUCUGGCUCCUUCCUCUCUCUGGACUUUUUCCUCCCCGGCCCGUCGAGAGCCGAGGGCCGUUCGCCACGUCGAGGCGGGGCGGUGUGGCCGCGCCUAGGCGACGGAGAUCUUCCAGCGCGGCGCCGAGCAGCUCGACGGCGAGCAGCGCCGCUUCGCCGAGGGGACGGGGCUGCUCGCCCCCUCGGACGCGCGCAACCCGUGGCACUCUGCCCCGCUCGGCAGCGGUGGCGCCGUCCUCCUCCUGUGCCCGGCGCGGCAGCACCUCUGGCCGUUCCCGCCGCCGAGUCUGCGCGUCCAGGCCGCCACCCUCGGCGGCGAGAUGGGCGCCGCCGCGCUGGCCGACGCGCGCGCGGGCGCCGCCGCGUCCGAGCUGGGCGCGGGCGACGUCGGCGUGCUCGCGUCGAACGUCGCGGCGUGGCGCGACGCGCUGGCGGCCGGCUGGGAGUGGGUCUGCGUCCUCGAGGACGACGCGGCGUACUCUGGCGGGGGCCCGCCCCUCCUCCUCGCUUCGCUGCUGCCGCUCGUGGCCGCCUCGGCCACCGCGGCGCAGCGCGAUUGGUCGCUGCUCUCUCUCUCCCUCCCCGCGGGAGCCGAUGGCCACCCGAUCGACGGCACGGGCUGGCGCCGCGUCGCGCCGCCGCAGACGGCGCUCGCGUGGGUGUACAAGGCGUCGCUGCUCCGCACGCUGCUCGACGCGCACGACAAGGGAGGGGUGGGGCGAAUGCCGCUCGCGCGGUGGGUCUCGGAGGUGCUGGCGCAGCGCGGCUUGCUCGGACGCGUCCUCGCGCCUGCAGAGCCGCUCGUCGCCGCGCGCAAGGUGCCCUCGGUGCGGCAGGCGCAGGGAACAUAGAGCGCGGGUGAGGGAAGUGCAAGUGCAAGCGGUGUUUUGCACGGCGCGCCCCACACACAUGCACAUAGCACGGCGCCGCGUCGUGGAGCAGAGCUCAGUCAGGGAACCUGCGCCAUUGCUAAGCUCAUUGUUUUUGCUUU
Emiliania huxleyi CCMP1516 is the source of this 1899-nucleotide messenger RNA. RefSeq lists its product as hypothetical. The annotation marks the transcript as partial. Lineage: Eukaryota; Haptophyta; Isochrysidales; Noelaerhabdaceae. The record is from RefSeq and is a predicted model, not a curated record. The transcript is spliced from 8 exons.